GUUGACAAUGAGAGUGCCCAGAACGCUGUGUACGUCAAUGUAGCGGAGCUCCGCAGAAGCAUCUCCGAGUCCCCUCCCUCUGCCUCCUCCCCUCCCUGCUCUCCUCCUUACCUGGACUCUGAGGGAUGGGAGGUGCACACUGACCAGGAGAGUGGACAGGAGUACUACUACCACCCCGAAUCGGGGCAGACCACCUGGGACAACCCCCACAUAGACCCUGACGCUCCCGCUGAGGAGCCUGUGUGUUCGUCUCCCUCGCCCUCCUCUCAGUCCCCCACCUCCGCCUCCCCCCCUGCAUGGACCUCUGAUUGGAAGCAGUGCUUUGAUGUGACCAGUGGCAUCCAGUACUUCUACAACCCAGUAUCGGGGGAGACGUCUUGGGAGCCCCCAGAGCCAGAGUGCCCCUACCCCCCUCUGAUGGAGCCUCUGAGUGUGCACAGCUCUCUGGAGGAAGGGCCGGUAAGGCCUGCUCCACUUAGACAGUCACUUACUUAGUCUAUUUUAGUUUCACCCAUGGGAAGUCUACUAAUAAUACAACGCUCAUCUUUUUAAUGAAGUUAAGCUCCUGCUAAGUCCUACACCUACAGUACAUAGCAGACAGUUAUUUUUCAUAGAUGAUGUAAUUAUCCUCAAACUAGUAGACAAUGCUUUCUGUACAUUCUCACGUUGACCUCAUUGGUAACUUUUUGCGAACUGCAUUCUUGUGUUUUCACAAUUUCAGAGAUGUGAAAGAAAAAGCUAAAAGCUGUUUAAACUGCUUAGUUGAAAUUAGGAACUUUGAAAAGCUAAAAGGAAACUAAGAGGAAUGUUAUCCAUUGUCCUGGUCUCGAUCUGUUUUGAAGCAGCACAGUGAGAGCAUGUGACAAAUAAAAUGUGAUUUGAUUUGAAUGUAACAUUCUCACAACGUGUGUGUGUGUAUGUAUCUUUGUGUUGUCUGUCCUGUCUGUGGGUGUGCAUCUGUGUUCACACACGUGUGUGUGUGCAUGAUGUGUGUGUGCGCAUGAUGCAUGUGUGUGUCCAGCCUCCCCUGCCUGAGGAGGACUACCCAGCAGAGGACUACCCAGACCCAGCCGAGGCUGACCUACCAGAAUCCCUGGAAGAGGAGCCGUUGGCUUUGUCCCCAGUGGGCCCUCACUCUUUCCCUAAGGACUACACCCCCAGCCAUGUGAUCCAGGCGGUCAUCCCCAGGGCCAGCCUGGACAGGAGCGCCCCGGCGGGCUGGAACCUCAAUGUAGACCCUGAUGGAACCUGGGUGUUCUCCAGCAAACACUCACCUGAGCAGGUAAAUAGACCCUUUAUUUAGCCGUUAUUUAUUCAGGUUAGUCUCAUUGAGAUAAAAAUAUACUUUUCAAGAGAGACCUGUCCAGGAAUGCAGUCUAGGGGGAAACCAUGCCACUCAGCUUGAAGGAAUAUUACCAGGCCACCUGAAUCGGGUGGCGUUCAGUCAGAUACCGCUACAGUAUAUGCAGUACAUUUUCUCCAUGAAGAUGCAGUGCAGAAUGGAUAUUUAACUAGACGUGUGUGUGUGGUAACAGUGGAUCAAAUCAUUGGACGACAGUGGACAGACGUACUACUACCUGAGAGACGGCUCCAGAUCCCAGUGGAACCUGCCUGAGGUUAGAUCAAGAUUAAACACCCAUAGCAAUUAAUUCUACCAUACAGAUUUAGAUAGAAAUUACCCACUCAAAUGGUAAUUAGGCAUUGAUAACCUAACUUAUUAAUUACUUAUUUGGGAGUUUCUUAUGUAGAGUUUCUCCUCUAUCAUUUGACCCCUCCAGGCCCCUGUAGCAUCAGGCCAGUCCAAGGUGGGAAUCGGUGUUGCGCUGGAUGGGGGGUCUCUAUCUAUGAAGAACUGGAGACACACCAUGGGUCCAGCUCACUUCAACUCAACCAUGGAGGAAGGGGUGAGUGCUGCUAACACACACACACACACACACACACACACACACACACACACACACAAAUACACACACCUCACAUCCCACUAGCCAGGGCCGACCACAAUAGAGCUAUAAGAGGUACAGUAGGAGUGUCAGCUGGCUCUGACAGCAGUGUUUAGAGAGGCAGAGUGAAGUGACUGGGAGAACCAUAUGAAACACCUGACCCUCUCAGCUCUCAUACUGAGUACCUUUUGACACCGUUUCCUAAAUGAGAGAGAGCCAAGCACCUGGAACACCUUCUAUUACAUUUCACUUCUAUUCUUAGGAUCACUGUGUUCAGCCAGUAACAUUUGCUGUAGUAACAAUACAGUGGUCUAUACCUCACAUAUAAAAUAGUAGAUUGUGUACUCUGGGGUAAGAUUAAGUGAUUGCAGACACUAGGAAGUCAGGAACUAGGAACUAUGCUCAAUUGAUAUAAUGGAAUAUGAAUCAAUUCUGUUUAGACGUGAUGUCGUUUUGGUCACAUUGCGACAAAGUAAAGCUUCCUUUAUUCUCCUAUUGGUCAGAAGUUCUUUCCGGCUCACAGAAGAAACGCCUCGGACUACGGCAGCGAGGGUUCCAGUGCAGACAACUCCCCAGAGAUGGGGCAGCAUCACGUGAGUCCCCCUCCUCCUCUCCUGUCCUCCUUCCCUGUCCUCCCCAGUCUACUGAUCCUCAUUAGGUUAGAUCAGCCCUGAGUCGACUGAAUAUGACAGUUCUGUUCUAACUCAAAUGACAGUUUUGUUCUAACUCAAAUGAUAGUUCUGUGAAGUUGCCCCAGCUAGAGCGCUAUGACCACUCUGACCUGACCUGUCUUUCCUCUGAAUGGUGUUUUGUUUCUUUUCCUGAAGGCUGAAUGGUUUAGACUCAGAAGAAGCCCCUCCAAUCAGAGCCCAGAGCCUCAGUGGCACAAUGUGGGUUUUUUAAUAUCUUACCACUGCCCUGAUAGAUAUUGUAUCCAUCCGCAUGCUGUCUAUCUAAGGCAGGGGUGUCAAACAUACGGCCCGCGGGCCGGAUCAGGCCCGCAAACGGGUUUAAUCCGGCCCGCGAGAUGAUUUUGAAAUAAAAUAUAUAUAUAUAUAUAUAUAUAUAUAUAUUUAUUUUUUUUAAGUAUAAAAAUGCGCUGCAAUUUUUCAAUAAAAUAAACUGCUGUUCCAAUUGAGUCCACUGGAUGGCGCAAUAGCAAUUGUGUUAAGCAAGCAAACUGUUUAUACCGGGGCAGAGCAAGUAGGUCAAGCACGUGCAGCCAAUGAGCUACUUUGUUUUGCCCGCGAUAUUUAUUACGGCUUCUACUUUUAACAUUAUGUGCUUUGGCACCCUCAUUGCCCCAAUAUGUCUCUGUCAAAAAAGAGAAAAGUGGACGCAGAGUGCAGAGUGUUCCAAGAAAAAUGGUCAUCCUAUUUAAUCACGGAAUUGAAUGGGAAAGCUGUAUGUUUGGUGUGUUCAGAGCAUGUUGCAGUGCUGAAAGAAUAUAACCUUCGUCGCCACUAUGUGAGUCUUCAUGCCGACAAAUAUGACAACUUUCAAGGACAGCGGAGAUGAGAGAAGGUGAAUGAACUGUUGGCGGGUCUGAAGAAACAGCAGUCUGUGUUUACUCACAGCCGAGACAUCAGUGACGCUGCAGUGAAAGCUAGCUACCUCAUUGCUAAUGAAAUCGCAGUGGCUUCAAAACCAUUUAGUGAGGGUGAAUUUGUAAAAACAUGCAUGAUGAAGGCAGCGGAGAUUGUGUGCCCUGAAAAGCGGCAGGCUUUUGCAAAUAUCAGCCUGACAAGAAACACAGUUGCAGACAGGAUUUCCGAUCUUUCAGUGGAUUUGGACAGCCAGUUGAAGCAAAAAGUAAAGUCAUUUAUUGCGUUUUCGGUUGCAAUUGAUGAAAGCACGGACAUUACAGAUGUUGCACAACUGGCCAUUUUUUCAUCCGCGGAGUUGAUGACACAUUGACCGUCACCGAGGAGUUCGUGCAGUUGGUGCCGAUGACAGAUACAACGACAGCAGCUGAUAUUUUUACCGCACUCGUCGGCGCGCUGGACAGGGUCGGAGUGGACUGGUCCCGCGCUGUCAGCCUGGCUACAGAUGGUGCGCCCUCAAUGAUCGGGAAAAAAGCAGGCGUUGUGACAAAGUUCAGAGAGAAAGUGCAAUCUGCUAAUGGAGGACGUGAUUUUUUGACUUUUCACUGUAUUUUGCACCAGGAGGCUUUGUGUUGCAAGUCAUUAAAGAUGGAUAACGUCAUGAAGGUGGUCAUCCAAACUGUUAAUUUCAUCCGAUCCAGAAGCCUGAAUCACUGUCAGUUUGACAGCCUUCUCAGAGAGAAAGACCACAUCUAUGGCCUGCCAUACCACACUGAGGUAAGAUGGUUAAGCCGAGGUGCUGUGCUGAGGCGUUUCUUUGAUUUACGAGAAGAAAUUGAACAGUUCAUGGAAGAAAAGGGCAAACCAGUGUUAGAAUUUCAUUCCGCAGAAUGGAUGCUGGACCUUGCAUUUAUGGUGGAUGUUACAGAGCACCUGAAUAACUUGAACAAACAGCUGGUUGUCACGCAGUAUUAUGACAGCAUACGUUCUUUCAAGUUGAAGCUGUCAUUGUGGGAGACGCAACUUGCCGGUGGUGAUGCAGCUCACUUCCCCUGUCUGAAAAAUGUGUGCGCGACCCAACAUGUGGCAGACAUGAAGCGGUUCAAAGAUAAAAUAACUGGACUGUUACGGGAGUUUGAGCAACGCUUUCAGAUUUAUGUUUAUAUGUUUUUAUGUUGAUGUGCUAUUGUUUUUAAUUGAUUUUAUUUUAUUUGUAUAUUUAACCUAUUCUUGACUCUUGCACUUGUUUGGGGAACAGGAUUUCAUUAUUUUUUUAUCUACAUUUCUGCCUGAGAAAUGACACCCUGAUAUAGUUCUGUGAUCUGUGAAACAGUUCUGUUAAUCACUGAGGCAUUGUGUGUUUGUGUGUUCUUUUUCUUUAGAAUUUUCAAAUAAACUUGACGUGUUUUAUGAUUAAUAGUGAUGUUGUGCUUGUACUAUUUUGGACACACUGUCCUCAGGCUCCAGCUUUAUGUUGUAUGUUGAUCGUAUUAAAACAAAGAAAACAAUCUGAAGUUGUUGUUUUUAAGUUAUAUAUACCAUGAUUUUUCCGGUCCGGCCCACUUGGGAAUAGAUUUUCCUCCAUGUGGCCCCUGAGCUAAAAUGAGUUUGACACCCCUGAUCUAAGGGCUAGUGAUGUGUUGCACCCGUAUAUUGGUGAAUUUGUAAGUAGAAUAGUAGUUGCAUGGGACAAUGCUUAUAUUGCAUAGCUACACCUGAGAGAGUGGAAAACAGAUGCCACUUGGGAAAUUGUAUAUUUCCUGGUAUAUUAAUAGAUGGGUUUUCCCCCUGUUGAGGUCAGCUGACUUCACAACACUUUUGGGAAAACUCUCAGCCAGAGCCACCAACUGCCGCACCACCUCAUCACACCUCACUACACUGUGAAAGAGGGCAUGCAAUAGUCUAAAAUGUGUCUAUGGCUUCAUCCCAUCCAUGCUGUUCAUUAUAAAACAUAGAGGUAGAGGUGUCUGUUAACAAGCUAUUACAAAGUAGCUUGUUGUGAGAGUUUAGCCACAGGCUUUUUUGUGCAUUUCUGUUUGUAGAGGUUAACAGGAUUGUACUGUGUCAAUGCAUCAAUAAUGAUGUCUCACUUGAACACUUGGCUUCACAUAAUUAAAGCAUGUUAUGUUUGGAUCCUUUUUCAGGUGCAGAGUUUAGAAAAAGCUGGAAUUCUCAACAAAACUAAAGUGUCAGAGAACGGGAAAAGAGUAAGGUAAUUCUGACCUCAUCCAAAGUCUUGGCAUAAUUACUCACAUGAAAGACAUGGAAGCAAGUGAUGGAAUUAUCAGCCAUGAACUUGAAUGUAUAGUCAUCCAUUACAUUACAGUACAGUAAAGCUCACACUCAGUGGCCUUCCUGUAGGAAAAAUUGGGCCCAGUCAUGGACGGUUCUUCACGGAGGGGUUCUGACCUUCCACAAAGACCCCAAGUCUGCAGCCACAGGUGCCUCGGUAAGUGAGAGGUGCACACCUGUUAACUGCACAGAUAAAGAACUCUUACAUCACUGUUUAAUUUCAUGGAAUGCAGUACUGUCAGUUUUCAUCAACUGUCCUCCAUGAUGUCUUUCUCUCUCCACAGAACAAGACCAAUCAGAUCGUUCCAGAGGUCACGGUGGAGCUACGAGGUGCAACGAUUGGCUGGGCUCCCAAGGAUAAAUCCAGCAAAAAGAACGUCGUAGAGGUGAGUUGACAGUUGGUUGCUAUGAAAUCAUAAUCCAGGAGUUGUACUAAAUACAUCAAAUAAAAUUAUUCAUUUGGGUUUACCAUUUAUUAUGAAAUCAAAUGUAAUUGACUAUAAAUGCACAAUUUACUGCCCAUUGUGAUAAGUGAUUCUGGGAAGCAACAUCAUGUGAGAAUAUAUUUCCCAUUAGUCAAAGAUUGUUAACCUCCCUAUCAAUCUGUAAAGCAAAUGUUUAAUGUCAUAAUAACCUCUGUUGUAUGUUGUCUCUUCAGUUGAAAAACAAAAAUGGCGUUGAGUUUCUGAUACAGUACGACACUGAGAGUAUCAUCAACGACUGGCACAAAGUUCUAGUCGACACCAUUCGACAGCUGGUAAGUUUCUUGAAUGUUUGGAAGUAAAUUAACUUGCACACCUUAAUGUGCUUCUAGGUGCAUGGAGAAAAAUAUGUACUGAAUAAAAAUAAGAAAAACUCCCUGAUCAAGGUCAAUUUAGGAUGGUUAACUUAAUGGCUGCUGGUUCAAACAUCAUGCAUGUUAGCCAAUGACAUUGCAGGACCAGGAUCACCACCAAUCUGAGGAGGAGGACGGGGACAUCAGUGAGAAGUCCUCCGGUACAGACAGGGGUGACAGGUCACCAGGCGCCCUGGACAAGAGGAGGAUGUGUAAGUUCUCCCAAGUGCACUAUUCCUGCUCCAAAUAGCAGACGUUUCAGCUGCAAUAGCCUCCACCAGGUCAAAUUGCUCAUGUUUCGUGACUGUUUAACCCCCUUCUCCUCGUCUUCCUCCUUGACUUCCUCCUCCCCAGCUUCCAGACCGAGCACGGCCACCUCCUCUGGGGGAAAGACGGAUCAGAAGAAGGUUCGUACCAAGCUGAUCAAGUUCCUCCUGAAACGACCCACGCUGCAGUCCGUCAAGGAGAAGGGUUACAUCCGAGGUGGGCACAUAGGGUCUUCAUUCCUACAAUGCUGCACAUGCCUAACUUGCUCCAAAUCAGGCUACAUUACAUUUACUGUCAGGAUUUGUCACGACUAUGUGAUUUGAAUGAGUCAAUAAAGUUUGUACAAAUCUUCUGUUGUUGUGGUUGUGAUACGGGUCAACAUUGUAUAUACUGUACACUAACAUCCAUCAUCCUUCCCCUCAGACAAUGUGUUUGGCUGUCAUCUGGCUGCACUGUGUGCCCAGGAGAAAACUACAAUCCCAAGCUUUGUGGAGAAAUGUAUCCGAGCAGUGGAAAAGAGAGGUAAUGAUUAGUAAUCACAGUGAUGAUGAUUAUGUUUUAUGCCAGCAAUAACAUUGUAAUAGCAGUGUAUUACUCAGCACAGUAUAUACGGUAAUAGAUUGACCCCAAUGCUGAUGUGUGUUUGGCUUCACAGGUCUGGACAUGGAUGGACUCUACAGAGUCAGUGGGAACCUAGCUGUCAUUCAGAAACUACGCUUCAAGGCAGAUCAUGGUAAUGCCCAUCUCUUUACCUUCUGUAUGCACGUAUGUGUGUGUAUGCAUUUGUGUGUGUGUGUGUGUGUGUGUGCGUGCGUGUGGCGUCUGUGUCUAUAUUUGUGUGUGUGUGUGUCUUGUUCUUUGACUGUGUUGUGUGAUGUGAUUCUGUUCCACAGAGGAACUGGACCUGGAGGAUGGCCAGUGGGAGGAUAUCCACGUCAUCACAGGGGCUCUGAAGCUUUUCUUCAGGGAGCUUCCGGAACCCCUCUUCCCCUUCAGCCACUUCAGCCACUUCAUCCAGGCCAUAAGUAAGCAGCAGGCCAGACGCGGUGGCCCCACAAUGUCCUCCAAGUUCCUCACUCAGUGUAGAAUAGCCUGAAACUGUGUUAAGUAUUGGCCCCACAAUGGCACCUCCGUUUUCUUAACCAGUGUAGCACUGUGUUAUGCUAUUACUUCACUAUCAAGGAAGGACAAAUCAUGUUUACCACCCCACUUACCUUUUUAUGAAGUAUUGGAGAUUAUAACACACUUGUGCCCUUGAAUCUAUACAUUAGUGUAACAUUUAUUGUUCUGUCUUGUUUUCAGGAGCUGUUGAUUACAACCUCAAAGUGUCUUACAUGCGAGAGCUGGUGGAAUCUCUCCCUCGGCCAAACCAUGACACCAUGGAACUCCUCUUCAGCCAUUUACGCAAGUAUGUCUUUCACACUCACAUGUUUCCUGUAUUUCAAAUGGUCCCCUAUUUGUUAUUUAGAGGACUGUUUUUGACCAGAGCCCUAUUGUAAUGAUGAUAUUAUGAUAACUGAUUAUAUUCUGCUUCUCUCACUCUCUCUCACUCUCUCUCUCUCACUCACUCACUCACUCACACUCUCUCUCUCUCUCUCUCUCUCUCUCUCUCUCUCUCUCCAUCCUCUCUCUCAGAGUGAUAAACUAUGGAGAAGAAAACCGUAUGACUGUGCAGAACGUGGCUAUCGUCUUCGGUCCCACGCUGCUCCGGCCAGAGAUGGAGUCAGCCAACAUCGCCAUGCACAUGGUUUUCCAGAACCAGAUAGUGGAGCUAGUCCUCAACGAAUACGAAUACAUCUUCCAUUCCAGUUGA
Messenger RNA from Coregonus sp. 'balchen', 8694 nucleotides. Lineage: Eukaryota; Metazoa; Chordata; Actinopteri; Salmoniformes; Salmonidae. The record is from the annotation of a GenBank genome assembly.